AUGGCCAUGACUGGAGCAAAGCGUUUGAGGGAAUUGAUGAGCAAGGAGGACCAUAUCGUCGUUGCACCAGGUGUCUACGAUGGUCUGUCUGGUAGAAUUGCUCUCGCCGCUGCAGGAACCAACAUGUCCCGCCUCGGCACGGCAGACCUAGGCAUCGCAACCCUCAACGACAUGCUCUCCAACGCCUCCACCAUCACCUCUCUCUCGCCCUCAACCCCAGUAAUCGCCGACGCAGACACUGGCUACGGCGGCCCCAUCAUGGUAUCCCGCACAGUACGCCAAUACGCACUCGCCGGCGUCGCCGCUCUCCACAUCGAAGACCAAGUCCAAGAAAAGCGAUGCGGACAUUUAGUUGGCAAGCAAUGCGUCAGCCGUGAAGUCUACUACGCAAGACUCCGAGCAGCAGUAAAGACUCGCGAUGAGAUGGGUUCAGAGAUGAUGAUUAUUGCCCGCACGGACGCCAGAGCAGAUUUGGGCUUUGACGAGGCGGUUGAGCGUCUUCAAGGAGCUGUGGAGUGUGGAGUCGAUGCUUUGUUCCUCGAGGCUUUGCAAAGCACUGAAGAGUGUGAGAAGGCUGUCAAGAUUUUCGCUCCCACACCUGUACUCUUGAAUAUGGUGCCUGGAGGCAAGACGCCGCAGAUGGGUGUUAAACAGGCAAAGGAGAUUGGGUUCAAGCUUUAUAUCAACCCUACGCUUGGCUUGGAGGCCGUGGUUCGCCCGAUGCAGAAGGCGUAUAAGAUGUUGGUUGAGCAGGGUACGGAUGAGUGCGAACCCAUUGGUCCCAAAGCUCUCUUCGAGAUUUGCGGAUUGAACGAGGCCAUGGCUUUCGAUGAGAGUGUUGGUGGUGCCGCGUUUGGGUCGAAGUAG
This is a messenger RNA of Aureobasidium uvarum, 867 nucleotides long. NCBI's taxonomy places the organism in Eukaryota, Fungi, Ascomycota, Dothideomycetes, Dothideales, Saccotheciaceae. The record is from the annotation of a GenBank genome assembly.